CGAAUGCACGAUCGAGCUUGUUAUCUCCCUGAUCAAUGGCCGAGAUGAUUGUACUAUGAACCAUUUCCCUCCUUGAAUUAAAUCUUCUUCCAUGGCGUCCCCCGCGACGCUGUUCCGUCGGCCGCCCAACGGCCUCGCCGGAGCUCACAACCAUCUCCAUCCACCCCGAUGGCGUCCCUUUCAUUGUCGAAACAUCUAUUCCGCUGAAUUCAAGCCGUUUGUCCCGCCCUCUCCAAGUGAGCUGGGCCGUCCCGUGCCCGCUAAGACCUACGUGCGAACCCGGAAGUGGCUCCGACGCCUUUUCUACCUCUCAGCGGCCACAGGCGUCAUCUAUGGCAUAGACAGCCAGUUCUACGCAUCGUCCUUAACUAGGACUGCGCGCACCUUUGCUCUGGGGAUCUUCGUAGCGCUGGAUUACAAGAUUAAUUUCCGGCCCAGCCCACCCUUCGCUAGUUCCAUUACUGCUGUGCAUGCGCGAAAUGCUGAACGCUUGUUUGACCUCUUGCGCACCAAUGGCGGGCUCUAUCUCAAGAUCGGACAGGCGAUUGCCAUGCAGUCUGCCAUUCUGCCUCCGGAAUUUCAAAGAAUGUUUGCGCGCAUGUUCGAUGAUGCUCCGCAGGAUACGUGGAAGGACGUGGAAAAAGUGAUCUGUGAGGAUUUUGGGAAGUCUGUAGAGGAAACUUUCGGCGUGUCAUUCACUGGUGAUCCCGCGAAGGGUGUUAUGGAGCGAAGGGCAAGAGCCAGCGCCAGCGUCGCGCAGGUGCAUUGGGCUAGACUGCCGGACGGGAGAGAGGUUGCUGUUAAGAUUCAGAAACGGGAGAUCGCGCAGCAGGUGAAAUGGGACUUGUGGGCAUUCAAGGUAGUUACGUGGGUUUAUAGUCGCCUCUUCGACAUUCCCUUCUACAGCCUCGUUCCCUAUGUCAGCGAGCGCCUCUUCCUUGAGACGGACUUCGAAAAUGAGGCAAAUAAUUCCGAGCGGAUGGCGAAAUUAGUUGCUGGAGAUCCUCGACUGCGGGACCGAGUUUACAUCCCCAAAGUCUACCGCGAACUCAGCUCCAAACGCGUCAUGACGGCCGAAUGGAUUGAAGGGGUACGACUGUGGGAUAGCAAAACCAUCACCCGUCCCUGGCGAGGUGGUUGGCGUCAAGGCAGCCCUGGCUGCCAUGGCACGCCUUUAGAUCCCCCGGGUACAGAGGAUCUGGUAGAAAAGGCCACCAAAUAUCCGGCCGCUGUUAACCUCAAGCCGGAACGCAACGAGUGGCGCGGCUGGAACAAUCGGGGUGGUCUCGGUCUAUCUCUGAAGGACGUCAUGACAACCAUGGUGGACCUUUUCUCGGCCCAGAUAUUCAUCUGGGGGUUGGUCCAUUGCGAUCCCCAUCCUGGCAACAUUUUUAUCCGUCGACAACCAUCUGGUAAACCGGAGCUCGUCCUGAUCGACCAUGGUCUGUACAUCCAAAUGGACACAAAGUUCCGCCACCAAUACGCGCAAUUAUGGAAAGCCCUCCUUGCCUUCGAUAACAGCACAAUCAACACGAUCGUAAAAGAAUGGGGCGUCAACAACGCCGACAUCUUCGCCUCAGCAGUCCUCAUGAAACCCUACCGAGGCGGUGACCUAUCCACGCAAACCUCCCUCAGUGGCCUAAGCGAACACGAGGCCGCCCAGCGCCAUUACGAAAUCCAACGCAAGGCUCGAAAAGCUGUCCGCGACAUCCUCGGCGAUGAAACAAAAUGGCCGAGAGAAUUGAUCUUCAUCGGCCGCAAUCUGCGCAUCGUUCAGGCAAACAACCAGUACAUGGGCUCGCCCGUCAAUCGCAUCAAACUAACAGGCCUGUGGGCCUCUCGCGCUCUCGUCGAAUCCCCCGACUUGCCUUUACUCGAGAAGAUAAGGAACUUUGGUCACCAUCUCCUCUUCCGCUUUACGCUGUUCAGCAGUGAUUUGUUUUUCUUGUUUACGAGGGUGAGACAGUUCUUCCAUUGGGGUGGUGGGUUGGAGGAUGAGAUUGAGGCACAGAUGCAAGAAAUGGCCAAGUCGAUGGGGGUUGAGUUGCAGUCGAAUUUGUUUGAGGGUUGA
Molecule: messenger RNA, 2071 nt
Organism: Monascus purpureus
Lineage: Eukaryota; Fungi; Ascomycota; Eurotiomycetes; Eurotiales; Aspergillaceae
Source: the annotation of a GenBank genome assembly